ACCAACGGCAUCCUUCAUAUCAUCAGUCUUCAUUUCGACAUGAAGAGAUCUCCUUCUCUCCCUGGCUGGGUUAGAGUGGUAGGCUUGUUUCUGUGCUUGACCCGGACCGUCCAAGCCCUGGUCCUGAUUAAUUCCACCCAGCUGGAGUCCAUGCUGAACCAGUACAGGGACAAAGAUGACAAGUGGUGGAAGGCGAGGUCCAGAGGGAGGAGGGCCAUCAGCGAGGGGGACAUGCAUCUGAUCCUGGACCUGCACAACAAGCUGCGCGGUCAGGUGCACCCCCCCGCCUCCAACAUGGAGCACAUGCAAGUUUUUAAAAAAUCUCUGCAAAAUGUCCCUGAUCAGGUGAGAGAGCUGGAAAAUGAGGUAGAAAUGGAGCAGAAGAAGAGCAGUGAAGCAGUGAAGGGUGUCCGUAAAUAUGAGAGACGCAUCAAGGAGCUCACAUACCAGGUAAUGUCCCAGGACACAGACAAAUAUUUAAUUUAUUUUCAGACUGAGGAAGACCGUAAAAAUGUAGCACGUUUACAAGAUCUGGUUGACAAGCUACAGCUGAAAGUCAAAGCCUACAAGAGAGCUGCAGAAGAAAGUGAGGAACAGGCUAAUGUUAAUCUGGGCAAAUUCCGGAAGCUUCAACAUGAGCUGGACGAGGCUGAAGAGAGAGCUGACAUCGCUGAGUCUCAGGUCAACAAGCUGCGGGUCAAGAGCCGUGAUGCUGGCUCCAAGGUUAGAGACCCCUCUAGAUUUCAGCACAGCACUUAA
Menidia menidia (Atlantic silverside) is the source of this 759-nucleotide messenger RNA. NCBI's taxonomy places the organism in Eukaryota, Metazoa, Chordata, Actinopteri, Atheriniformes, Atherinopsidae. The record is from the annotation of a GenBank genome assembly.